CAUCCUUCGAGAUGUAAGAAACAAAGAAAGAGUUAAGAAGGGCUUGGCAUGUUAGAAACAGAGAGAAAGAUCCAAAGGGGAGAGAGCAUAGAGGUAAAAUAUUUUGGGUCUAGAGUUCCAAAAAUAUUUUUCGGUCUGGGGGUUCCUAAUUUCCAUUCUCCACCAUGAGUUGAGUGAUUUGGGUAGUGGUUGUGUGUAGUUGAAGUAGCUUAAAGAUGCACUAUGUUGUUCAAAAUAAAAAAAUGCUUUAGAGAUAUACUAUAAUCUUUAAGAAAAACUAUGCAUAGGACCUAGCUACUAUAAAUUUUGAAAUGAAAAUAAUGAAACAAAUGCCACUUCUGAGAGAUAGAUUAGGUGGUGUUAAACUUGAUGUAAAAUGGUGUUAAUUUAACUGUGGUUAAAGGCAAGGUAAUUCUAUGGUUUGCUAACUGCUUGCUUUCUCCACAAAGUAUCAUAUAAAUGUCUUAGCAUUCUAUGAGUAAUUACAAAUGUAAAUCUUUUAUUUUUAAACUGGAAUAUGGAAAUAGUGUUAUAAUAGGUGAGAUUAGAAUGAUGAUAUGGCAUGGCGAAAAAAGGGGAAUAAUGAUAUGGCAUAAUGACACCAAAUGUUUUGAAGUUUCCUAUGUCAAACUAUUUACUAUUAAUUGAUUGUGCUGUGACUACUCUUGCCUCUUGCGGCUAUUUGGCAAGCAGGAAGCUAAUAUUGGACAAUUACAUGGCUCCUACUAUAUUGGGCAAUAAAAAGAAAUUUGAACUUCUAAUAAGUUCAUAUGUUUAUUGCAGAUAGUUUAUCACUACCAUAACAUUCAAGGAUCUCAUUACCUAUAUAGUUUUUAGUGUUUCAAUGAAAUCUUUUCUUUUAUUGUUUGGUGGGUAAAAUAUAUAAAUUUUGUAUCUAAUUAAUUGAUUAAAAGAAACUUAUCUAAUUUGAUGUUUAUUUUCUUCUGCAAGUAGGGGCACAUUUUUAAUUAAAUAUAUAAAUAGAUUAGUCAAAAGCACUUGAAUGGCAAAUAAAGAAUGCUAACAUGAUGCAAAUAUUACCGAGUUCUCAUAAUGCCAUUCCCGUAAAUAGUAAUGAUUUACCUAUGUUGUAGGAAAGACACGAUAGACUGUUCUAAUCAGAGGCAAAGCAAAUUUCUAAGUACUCAAGAGAAAGAAUAGCUAGAGCAAGAAAAUACAACAUAGACACAAACCACAAGUUGCAGGCAAUUUUGAAUUCCAAACAAGGGCAACUCCCGCAUGUUCACAUGCUACUCUCCUUUGGGUGGAUCAAGGGCAACUUCCUUUUUUUUUUUUUUUUUUUUUGGGUUUUUGAAUGUAGAAAAUUCUUAUCAUCUUUGUUGGACUAAAAAUAUGUCUAAUGC
Rubroshorea leprosula is the source of this 1364-nucleotide messenger RNA. Lineage: Eukaryota; Viridiplantae; Streptophyta; Magnoliopsida; Malvales; Dipterocarpaceae. The record is from the annotation of a GenBank genome assembly.